GUCUCCGUCUCCAUCACCACGACCUCCUUGCUUGUGGUGGCCCGUACGAUUUGAGGCGAGGAAUAUUCCUUUGAUAUUCAAACAUUGCGUGGCGGUGACGAAGCGUUGGGGAAUGCCGCGGUUCCAGAGCUAAAAUGCAGCCAACCGGCAAGAACGGGUGCUGGUGAGCCCAAGAUGGCCACAGCAGCCGAGCGGCCCCCGUCAUUUGGCGAAGAGGUGCCCCGGCAUUCCCGGCUCUGGUUGCCGCCCGUGCCUCGACGCCGGUCCGAGGCCAACGGUGUGGCAUCGCCCUCAGCGAUGCGGACCAGCCUGCAGAAGUUGUCCGAGGGGAGGAAAGCGCGUCGCCUCACCUUCUUCCGCAAUGGGGACCGUUUCGACAAAGGCCUGGUGUAUGCGCUCUCACUGGAGAAAGUGCGCACCUUCGAAGCCCUCUUGGAGGAUCUCACACGCAUAAUGGUGGACCUGCCCAUGGGCGUCCGGUUCAUAUUUUCUGAAGAUGGGCGCGAGAAGGUGUCCCAGCUGGAGAAUUUGUGCGAGGGCUGUGUCUACGUGUGCUCCUCGACAGACCACUUCGUGCGGCUUCCGUACGGGCACCAGGAGCCACCUCGCCCCCACUGGACUCUGGGGCGCAGCACCCGAGGCAUUCCGGGGACUCCAUCCUCCUCACCCACCACGCAUCACAACACCUUGCCCGCUCACCAUGGCUUCGUACGGCCCAAGCUCAUUACAGUUAUUCGCAAUGGGGUGCGUCCAAGGAAAGCAGUAAGGGUGCUGCUGAAUCAUAAAACGGCCCGGUCAUUUGAGCAGGUGCUCGACGAUGUCACAAGAGUUAUCAAGCUCGACUCUGGUGCCGUGCGCAAGGUGUUCACUCUUACAGGAAAACCGGUGACCACUUUGGCAGACUUCUUUGGUCCGGAUGACAUAUUCAUAGCGUACGGCCUCGAGAAAUAUUCACAUGACGACUUUGACCUAGACUCUGAAGAGUGUAAGCAUCUCAAUGGCGCUAUGCGGAUGCGCCGAGAACAGCGUUUUUCAUGCGGCCGACCAAUGUCCCCCAUUUCAGACGUGUCUUCGAACCUGAGUUUUCAGAGUUCUCACUCCAUUUCACCCAAGGCAUCCAAAAAGCUCAAUUUUACAAAUCAUGUGGUUCUACCAGAGACAGUUGGACGGCUGUACUCUGUGAGGGAAAUGCUGGGUGACGGCAACUUUGCACGAGUCUACCAGUGCGUUUCCAGGGAGUCUGGUGUUGAGUACGCACUGAAAAUCAUCGACAAGGACAAAUGCAGAGGCAAGGAGCAGAUGAUCGCCAACGAGGUGGCCAUUUUGAGGAGGGUUCAGCAUCCAAAUGUGGUCCGGUUAGUCGAGGAGUUCAACUUUGACACUGAGCUCUACCUGGUCAUGGAACUGGUCAAGGGGGGUGACCUGUUUGACGCCAUAGCGGCAGCGACCAAGUUUCCCGAGUACGAGGCAAGUCGCUUGGUCAGCCACUUGGCCAGCGCGCUUGCCCACCUGCACUCGUUGCACGUUGUCCAUCGAGACAUCAAACCCGAGAACCUACUUGUGGGUGUCCGGGGUGCACUCAAACUGGCCGACUUCGGCCUUGCGACGGAACUUCCCCUGGACGGUUCCCUGCUGUCGACAGUGUGUGGCACGCCGACGUACGUGGCCCCCGAGAUACUGGCUGAAACAGGUUAUGCCCUGGAGGUUGAUGUGUGGGCUAUGGGUGUCAUCACCUACAUACUACUAUGCGGAUUCCCACCGUUUGUCAGUCAAACAAACAACCAAGACGAACUGUUUGACCAGAUUCUGAGUGGGCGAUUCGAAUUUAUGGCUCCAUACUGGGACGGCAUAUCUGCAUCAGCUCAGGAUUUGAUCCGAGGCAUGCUUCAGGUGGACGUGACGCAGCGCUUGACAGCAGUACAAGUACUUGCGCAUCCUUGGCUGCAGCAGCAGGCAAGUGGAGCAAGCAGGCAGUCUGACGCAUGGCAGGUGGGCCUUCACUUCGAAGAGCGCCCGCGAUCCAGCCUAGAUGCUGCCGGCACGCUGCCAUCAGCCAUGUCCUGACGUCAAUGCCAGUCAGCGCAAAGAAAGCUGCGUGCUGUGGACGCACAG
This is a messenger RNA of Rhipicephalus sanguineus (brown dog tick), 2112 nucleotides long. Its product is annotated as serine/threonine-protein kinase DCLK1. Gene Ontology annotation, biological process: intracellular signal transduction; protein phosphorylation. Gene Ontology annotation, molecular function: protein kinase activity; ATP binding. The record is from RefSeq and is a predicted model, not a curated record. Bases 175 to 2064 code for a protein of 629 amino acids. NCBI's taxonomy places the organism in Eukaryota, Metazoa, Arthropoda, Arachnida, Ixodida, Ixodidae. The transcript is spliced from 16 exons.